GCGUAGAGCGACAGCAACUCUUGAACGACAUGGGUGUUCUCACCGCUCUUCACUUACCAACCAUAGUUCAACUAUCUUUGUUACCGGUCUUCAUAUUUGCCCAAGAGUAUGUAACUGUGGAAACGCAAGAAGGCACCCUGAGGGGCCAGAUAUCUAAAACGUACAGAAAUAUUCCCAUGUAUAUGUUCCAAGGCAUUCCAUAUGCGGAGCCGCCAGUUGGAGAUCUCCGUUUUCAGCCUCCAGCAACCAAAGCAGCUUGGUCCGGUGUUAGAGACGCCCUGGCGGUCGGCUCGCAGUGUCCUCAGAUCAGCGGCAGUGGAAUGGCUGGGAAUGAGGACUGUCUCUUCCUCAAUGUUUUUGGCCCACAGACGGCCUUACAGCAGGGAGCACAGAAAGCUGUUAUGGUCUAUAUCCAUGGUGGAUGUUUCACAGCAGGCUAUGGUCAGGGCGCGACACCAAACUACUUCGUGGACGAAGAUGUCAUACUCGUCAGCAUAAACUAUCGUCUAGGACUCCUAGGUUUCCUAAGCACUGGUGAUGAAGUCGUCCCCGGAAAUAUGGGCCUCAAAGACCAAACAGAGGCUCUUCGCUGGGUGCAGAGGAACAUUGCAGCAUUUGGGGGUGAUCCACAAAAAGUGACCAUCUUUGGACAAAGUGCUGGCGGUGCAUCCAUUCAUUAUCACGUCAUAUCGCCACUGAGCACAGGUCUAUUCAAGAACGCCAUAGCAAUGAGCGGAUCGACAUUAAACCCUUGGGCAUUCUCUAGAAAUGCAACCGACAGGGCGAUAAGGUUUGCCCAACACUUGGGAUACACAGGGAAAACUUCAAACGAUCUCGUAAGUUUUCUGAAAAAUAUAGAUCCGUCUACGCUAGUGAUGGACCCGUAUGUUGCUCUAUCGGAAGAGGACAGCAUGACGUCGUUCACGUGUGUCUGGGUGCCCAGCGCUGAACCGGCGCUCGACGGAGCAUUCUUGGCAGAAGAACCGUGGACGCUUUUGUCUGAAGGCCGCUUCAAUCUGGUUCCUUUCAUGGCUGGCAAUACUGACCUCGAAUUAGUUAGCUACACACAGCCUGGCGGUGGAUUUUCAACAGAGGACAAAGUAGAGUACCUGAAUAAUUAUUUCGACGAAAUAGUAGGCUGUGACUUACGUCUACCGACGAAGGAGGAACGGCUACAAGGCGCUGAGUCUGUCAAGCAAUUCUACUACAACGGCAACGACAUCACGCUGAAGGACAACUACACCACUGCUCUGUUUGACUCGCACCUCUGCUUCGUGGAGGGAGUGGACGCCGCCAUCAGGAGCAUGUCCCGCUUUUCCUCGCAGCCUGUCUACUACUACCAGUUUUCGUUCGUCGGUCCUCUCAGCGCGUAUCCUGGUGGCCCAGGGGCGGCACACGCCGACGAUGUAAAUUACAUGUUCACGUCGCCCACUAAUCUCGAUCCUAAUUCGGAUGGAGGCAUUAUCAGAGCACAGAUGAUAGAAAUGUGGGCCAAUUUCGCCAAAUAUGAUAACCCCACGCCAGAACAGACUUCCCUGCUGACGGAAACGUGGAAGGAGUACGACGAAUCGUCCCCAUAUUAUUUGGAGAUAACGGGACCUCUACGACUGGCAACUAACUUGUUUGAGCCAGAUAUGACCUUCUGGCAGAACCUGCUGCCAUCAUAAAUACAGUUCAUUAGCAUGAGAGCAUGGUGAUUGGACGUGUGUUGAUGGUAUUUUUUAUAUCCCACUCUACCAUGUUCAGUUAUCAAACUUGCCACAAAUGUAGUACAGCAAACUAUGUGUAUUCUAAAGGUAUACUUUUGAUUAUGAAAAACAUAUAUCCUGCUUCUCCAUUAUCAGGUUUGUAGUGUAUAGAAAAUAAUGUUUCUCUCUUCUUACAUCUUUCCACUAUUGGUACAUGUAGAUGAUACAACAGACAGCAGAAAUGCUUGUUGCUAAUUCUUGUAAAGAGCAUUUGUUACUGUUCGUAAUAUCUGCCACACUUUGAGAAUAUACUCUGGACAUGGCGAGUACUAGGAAGCUACAUGUGACGACAUACACAACUUUACAGUGUGAUGUAUGUCAUGUAUUUUUAUGUUUUCUUAUUUUUCUGUAAUGUAUAUAAUAACAUGUCUAAUCGUAUUCCAUGUAACAAUCUACAUGCAUUUUUAAU
Schistocerca cancellata (South American locust) is the source of this 2157-nucleotide messenger RNA. Its product is annotated as esterase FE4-like. The transcript has 11 exons. Lineage: Eukaryota; Metazoa; Arthropoda; Insecta; Orthoptera; Acrididae. Bases 30 to 1667 code for a protein of 545 amino acids. The record is from RefSeq and is a predicted model, not a curated record.